CUCUGAAGUCAGAAACCUCAUCUCCCACUACAGACCUGCCAGGGCCCAGGAGAGCUCGACCCACCCAGGCACACCAUAGCCCCAGAGAUGGCUGGGGACACAGAAGUGUGGAAGCAAAUGUUUCAGGAGUUAAUGCGGGAGGUGAAGCCAUGGCACAGGUGGACCCUGAGACCAGACAAGGGCCUUCUUCCCAACGUCCUGAAGCCAGGCUGGAUGCAAUACCAGCAGUGGACCUUCGCCAGGUUCCAGUGCUCCUCCUGCUCUCGUAACUGGGCCUCUGCCCAAGUUCUGGUCCUUUUCCACAUGAACUGGAGUGAGGAGAAGUCCAGGGGCCAGGUGAAGAUGAGGGUGUUUACCCAGAGAUGUAAGAAGUGCCCCCAACCUCUGUUUGAGGACCCUGAGUUCACACAAGAGAACAUCUCAAGGAUCCUGAAAAACCUGGUGUUCCGAAUUCUGAAGAAAUGCUAUAGAGGAAGAUUUCAGUUGAUAGAGGAGGUUCCUAUGAUCAAGGACAUCUCUCUUGAAGGGCCACACAAUAGUGACAACUGUGAGGCAUGUCUGCAGGGCUUCUGUGCUGGGCCCAUACAGGUUACAAGCCUCCCCCCAUCUCAGACCCCAAGAGUACACUCCAUUUACAAGGUGGAGGAGGUAGUUAAGCCCUGGGCCUCAGGAGAGAAUGUCUAUUCCUACGCAUGCCAAAACCACAUCUGUAGGAACUUAAGCAUUUUCUGCUGUUGUGUCAUUCUCAUUGUUAUCGUGGUGAUUGUUGUAAAAACUGCUAUAUGAGCCUUGGAAACAUGAAGCUAAGUCAGAAAAAAAAUCAGAUACAAAAAGUCA
Molecule: messenger RNA, 837 nt
Organism: Homo sapiens (human)
Lineage: Eukaryota; Metazoa; Chordata; Mammalia; Primates; Hominidae
Gene: RTP3
Product: receptor transporter protein 3
Exons: 2
Coding region: 88-786 (232 amino acids)
Cellular component (GO): membrane
Source: RefSeq, marked validated